ACAUGACCGAGAGCUCUAGCCACAGCGAAUAGGAAGUAACGGGCGCAGAGUGCACGCGGGCAAUUCGGCUAUGGUGUAGCAGCGUAUAUGGAAGAAUAGCUGUGUGAACUCGCCGUUUUGGACAAAACCACAUUUUGGAUUAAUUGGUUGCUCUUGGAAAUGUUGAAGCCCGGAGACCCGAGCGGCUCUGCUUUUUUGAAAGUGGACCCAACUUACAUUCAGCACUGGCAGCAGCUCUUCCCUCAAGCACAACUGAAGAACGGCGCCCUCGCGCAGCUCCAGCCACCGGAGCGUGUCACGAUCCCGGUGGAGAGCUUGCGACAGCGGCCGAACCUCAUCUCUGUAUCGUCCUCAUCGGGUCUCACUUCGUCCUCUACGUCCACACACUCCUCUUGUACGCCCUCAGCAGUGUCUUCGUUGGCAGGUUUAACGCAACUCUCUGUACCACAAAUUGCACUUUUUGGACAAACUUUGUGCACUGACCUGGUAACGUCAGAUAGCAGCACACAAUCCAAGGAACUCUGCUUUUCGUCGAACUUCAAGAAUGACAAAAGCUCAAAGUUCAAACUGACCUCGGAGGAGUUAGACUACUACCUCUACGGACAACAGAGGAUGGAAAUAAUUCCAUUGAACAAUAACACCAGCGACCAGACAAACCGCUGUGAUAUGUGUGCGGAUAACCGUAACGGAGAGUGCCCCAUGCAUGGACCCCUGCACUCGCUGCGGCGUUUGGUGGGCACCAGCAGCGCGUCCUCCGCGGUGCCCCCUCCAGACGUGCCUGAGUGGCUGCGGGACCUGCCGCGCGAAGUCUGCCUCUGCACCAGCACGGUGCCCGGCCUCGGCUACGGCAUCUGCGCAGCCCAGCGCAUCCCACAAGGCACCUGGAUCGGGCCCUUUCAGGGCGUCCCCCUCCUGCUGGAGAAGGUGCAGGCGGGAGCCGCGAGGAAUACACGACAUCUGUGGGAGAUCUAUGACCAGGAGGGGACACUACAGCACUUUAUUGAUGGCAAUGAGCCAAGCAAGUCCAGUUGGAUGCGUUAUAUUCGCUGUGCCAGGCACUGUGGGGAGCAGAAUAUGAUGGUGGUUCAGUACAGGUCAUGUAUUUUCUAUCAGGCCUGCAUGGACAUCCCUCGAGGGACAGAGCUGCUGGUCUGGUACAACGACAGCUACACCUCCUUCUUUGGCAUCCCUCUCCAGUGCAUCGCCCAGGAUGAAAACCUAAAUGUCCCCGCCACUGUCAUCGAGGCGAUGUCCCGGCAGGAGAGCCUCCAGCCCUUCAGUAAGGGUGGGAAGGGGGGAUCCUCUGGCGUCCUGCUGCGCUCCAUGGUCUUCCCCCACUCGCCCUGCCCACGAGGCUUCUCUCUGAUGGACAAGGGUGGUCCAGCUGACUCCGGCUACAACCAGAUGGGCUCCAAGAACCAGCGUGUGCUAGCGAGCCCCACCUCCACCAGCCAGCUGAGCUCAGAGUUCAGCGACUGGCAUCUCUGGAAGUGUGGCCAGUGUUUCAAGACCUUCACCCAACGCAUACUACUGCAGAUGCACGUGUGCCCACAGAACCCAGACAGACCAUACCAGUGUGGCCACUGCUCACAGUCCUUCUCCCAGCCGUCGGAGCUGCGGAACCACGUGGUCACACACUCAAGCGACCGGCCCUUCAAGUGUGGCUACUGUGGCCGAGCCUUCGCUGGAGCAACUACACUCAACAACCACAUCCGCACACACACUGGGGAGAAGCCAUUCAAGUGCGAGCGCUGCGACCGGAGCUUCACACAGGCCACGCAGCUGAGCAGACACCAGCGGAUGCCCAACGAGUGCAAGCCCAUCAGUGAGAGCAGCGAAUCAAUCGAGGUGGAUUAGCUGAUUGACUGGCCGGAAUUAAACUGCAAGGAAAAUCAUGAUUAAAUGUCACGGACACUUAAGCAAAACCAAAGAUUUCCUCUGAGAAACUCUCAAUCAGCCCCACGGAAAACCAAAAGCAGUAAUAAAAUAAGUAAGAUGUUAAGAGAUAUUGAUCCUGGCACAAGAUAAGGAGACUGGACAUGGAUGGGGGGUUGGGGAGGCAGGAGGGGGAUUGGGAGGUGAUACUGGGAGAAACAAAAUGUGGGAAGAGCAGAAUAUUUAUUUAUGACUCUCAGCUCUGUGAAGAAGAGAUUGGACAGUAAAAAAUCCAAAUAGUGCAAAAAGUGGUUUCUUUGCUUUUGAUCUUGGUGUCUUACACUCAGUGUUACAAAACCAAAGAGACUGUAGAGCAUUGGAUGCUUAAAAACUACACUGACAAUGCACAACCUUUGCCCAAUGGCAAAGGAGCAUGAAUUAAAAGGACACACUUUAAUUCCACCAAUAAAUGAAUGAGAAAUGCAUUCAGUGAGUAAAACAGGAAACAUGACACACACCACCUUUAUAAAAUGUACAUUCUAAAUUAUAGUAUAUUUCUCCCAUAUCAUGCUUUUGGCACUUUUAAAUCUGUUAUUUAUGUUUUCUGAUUGGCCCUGCUCUUAAAUGUAAUGCUGAAGAGACUAUUUAAGUAUAAGCAGACAUGGUUGCUUAAAUGCAGAUUAUGCUAGUCCUUACUACAAAAUAUAAUAAGAAGGGCUGGUUUCUCUUUCAAGGCACAGCAUGUGAAUUUUGUUGUUGAAAAAUAAAAAUGUUUCUAAACUUAAAACAUCACAGGUCUUAUUCAAAGGCAUGUUAAAAGACAGAGUUGAUCAACAUACGAAUAAAAUGCAUUUGUGUCCAGAAGAGGAAAGAACAAAAUGAAUGCUGUGUAGACCUUCCCAACAGAAGUGGACAACACAUGGGAUAUUUAUAAACACUGUCCAUGUGGUUGCUGAACUGUUUGUAGGUAGAGAAACAGUAUUUUUCUACAACAAAAACUCCACCAUGCCUUCAACCUCUUCAGGGUAAAUGUCAGACUUAGAUUGGACCUCAGCAUCCUACACGAGAGCUCAUUCUCUAUGGCUGAGUUGUGUUGUGAUCUGCGGAUGGCUUAAUGUUGCAUUGCUGAUGCACAUGCUGCCCUCUCUCUGAUUCAGAGACAAACCAAACUCACUUUUUCAGUGCUAUUGUGAUUGUUUGUAAUGUCACAUGAUCUAAUGUGUAUCGUUUUUUUAUUGACAAAACUGUACAAAGUAUCAUUGUGAAAUGUCAGAAGCCAACAUAAAAGCACAACCCAAAGUAGUGAAGACUAACACCAAAGAUUAUUUUUAAAUGUUUUGGCCAACAGUAAAACAUGUUGACAAAUACACAAUAAUCAGGUUCAUCUCUGAACCUGUAUUCCGAUGAAUGAUUGUGCUACCUUUGCAGCACAAGUCCAGCACAAGUGGACUUUAUUUUUCAAGGACAAAAGCUUAGUGACCAUAAGCUAAGCUUGGACCCAGAUGCAUUUAAUACAGUGCCAUGUGUAUGAUAAUCAUGUGUUAAGCUGUAUUGGGCAAAAAAGCUUCUGGAAAAUGUUUAACUUGGAUUCCCUGACUCUUGUUUGCAUGAUUUCAAAAUGUAUCUUUUUUCAAUAAAACUGCUAAAAUCAGCUGAGAACACAGAGACCAGAGCAAACCGAAUGCCUGAACAAUGGUGUGAGAA
This is a messenger RNA of Alosa alosa (allis shad), 3579 nucleotides long. RefSeq names its product PR domain containing 6 (gene prdm6). The transcript has 8 exons. The record is from RefSeq and is a predicted model, not a curated record. Gene Ontology annotation, molecular function: protein binding; histone methyltransferase activity. Bases 160 to 1857 code for a protein of 565 amino acids. NCBI's taxonomy places the organism in Eukaryota, Metazoa, Chordata, Actinopteri, Clupeiformes, Clupeidae. Gene Ontology annotation, cellular component: nucleus.